Messenger RNA from Cyclocybe aegerita, 789 nucleotides. NCBI's taxonomy places the organism in Eukaryota, Fungi, Basidiomycota, Agaricomycetes, Agaricales, Hemipholiotaceae. The record is from the annotation of a GenBank genome assembly.
AUGGCUGCACAGUUAAAAACGUUAUAUGAUGAGCUAGUUCGCGCCUUUUCCUCCAGACCUUCAGAUCUCAAGAAAUGCACAGAAAUCCUCCCGAAGCUUAAGCUCGGACUUAUAGAGGCUGGAGUUUUGCUCCCCCGAGGCGAUGUCAAUUUAGGAGACCUCGUCACCGCACGUGAAAUCCUUGAAAUUGGCGCAUUUGUCAGUAUCCGGAGUCGGGAUGUGCCCUCUUUCGACCGCUAUUUCUCCCAAUUGCAAACGUUCUACACAGACUAUAGCGAAUCGCUCCCUUCGUCGAAACGCGAGUAUCCCAUCCGAGGGCUAAAUCUCAUCCGCCUCCUCACCCAGAACCGUAUUGCGGACUUCCACACGACACUAGAGAGCCUCGAUGCGGAAGUCAUCGCAGAGAAUCCGUUCAUUCGGCAUCCCGUAAAUCUGGAGAGAUGGCUCAUGGAAGGAAGCUAUAGUAAGGUGUGGAAUGCGAGGGAGGAAGCUCCAGCGGAAGAAUACAAAUUCUUCGUUGAUAGCCUGAUGGGCACUAUCAGAAACGAGAUUGCGAGCUGUGAGGAAGCUGCAUACGAAAGCCUCCCCCUUAAGGAUGCUGCUACCCUGCUAUUCUUCGAGAAUCAGACAGAUCUACUUAAAUUUGCGCAACACCGCGAUUGGCAGGUUGAUCUUACAGGAGGCGCAAUCGUCUUCAAGAAGAAAGGCGAAGAAAAGAUGGAGAUUCCCAAACAGCGUCUGAUUGCAGCAUCUUUGGCGUACGCUCGAGAAUUAGAGCAGAUUGUGUAG